AUGCGCGAGGCUGACACAGUGGCAUUGAAACGGGGGAGGCGUGAGAAGCUUGCCCGUGUUGUCGUGCCUGCUCCGCAUCACUUGCGCCUGCUGGAGGGCCAGGGUUGGCCAAAUGUCGAGGACUGGGGAGGUUCGGGUCCAGGUCCAGACGGGGCACGGAUCCGACACAUUCGUGGUGAUCCGAAUUACACGCGUAGUAAUGGCUUGGUGGGGCAGUCUGAGUGGUCCGAGUACUUCCCCGACUGUGGCGGCUCUUCGCAGUCCCCCGUCGACGUUGUGACCAACCAGACCAAAUACGACCCCAGUUUGACCCCUCUGACUCCGCUAGGCUACGGCCAGCACGGCAACAGACCCUUCACCCUCUACAAUAACGGACACACCGUGAUGAUCGACCUGCCAGACUGGAUGAGUCUUGGGGGUCUGCCGUGGCUUUACACAGCUGCACAGAUGCACCUCCACUGGGGCAGCGGAGGGCCCAGCCACGGAGGCAGCGAGCACACCGUCAAUGGAGUCAGUGCUGAUGCAGAGCUGCAUGUGGUGCAUUUUAACUCAGAGCUCUACCCUAACAUGUCCACGGCUAUGACCCAGAAGGAUGGCCUGGCCGUGCUCGGGAUCCUCAUAGAGACAGGUGAGGAGACCAACCAGGCGUUUAACAACAUCCUCAACUACCUGGGCCGCGUCAGACAUGCAGACCAGAAAGUCUCCAUCCCAGCCUUUGACAUCCAGUCCUUGCUUCCUACUGAUCUGGGACGCUACUUUCGCUACAACGGCUCCCUGACCACCCCCCCCUGCCACCAGACCGUCCUCUGGACAGUGCUCCACGAGAGGGUUACGAUCUCCAAGGCACAGCUGCUGAAGCUGGAGACGGUGCUGUACUCCAGCAGGGCCGAGGACGCGGAGAGGAUGCUGCUCCAGGACAACUACCGCGCCACCCAGCCGCUCAACCAGCGGGUCAUCUUCACCUCCUUCACAGCAGAAUCAGGGAAGGAGUUAACCUCCGGUGAAGUGACCGCCAUAGUGAUAGGAGUCAUGUGCGGCUGCGUGGGCCUCACGGUCAUCGUUCGCUUCAUCGUGAAGACGAUACGAUUUUUCACACACCUCCACAAUGAAACAGUCGUGGUAAACAGCUCUACUUCUAGCUGGGAUGUCCUGCCCAGUAUCCGGCCUGCCCCCAUGCCAAGGGCGAAGGAAUCGGAGAAAGAGAAGGAGCAGAAGCAGGAUCUGGCCCUCGGUUCGGCCUCCGACGGGGGAAAGAAAGACGAGCCCUCGCCGUCUCCUCAGACUGAACCCUAG
Messenger RNA from Lampris incognitus (smalleye Pacific opah), 1293 nucleotides. It is a transcript of the gene ca14, whose product is annotated as carbonic anhydrase XIV. The record is from RefSeq and is a predicted model, not a curated record. Lineage: Eukaryota; Metazoa; Chordata; Actinopteri; Lampriformes; Lampridae. Gene Ontology annotation, molecular function: zinc ion binding; carbonate dehydratase activity. The transcript is spliced from 12 exons. The coding region runs from base 1 to 1293 and encodes 430 amino acids. Gene Ontology annotation, cellular component: plasma membrane.